Molecule: messenger RNA, 3470 nt
Organism: Astyanax mexicanus (Mexican tetra)
Lineage: Eukaryota; Metazoa; Chordata; Actinopteri; Characiformes; Acestrorhamphidae
Gene: pms2
Product: PMS1 homolog 2, mismatch repair system component
Exons: 15
Coding region: 385-2961 (858 amino acids)
Biological process (GO): mismatch repair
Cellular component (GO): MutLalpha complex
Molecular function (GO): ATP-dependent DNA damage sensor activity; ATP hydrolysis activity; mismatched DNA binding
Source: RefSeq, a predicted model, not a curated record
CGGAGUGCGCAGAUCCAUGUGAUUUCGAAUGCUCACCGUUAGCGGGAAGCUGCUUCAGUUUAGUGUUGGUGGGAGAAGCUCAGGCUGUUUGGCUAAGUUAGGUUAGCUAGGUUUAGUGUAUUUUGUCUCCACUAAAGAGCAAACAGUACUGCCACUUGUUAACUAGUUAACCCAGCUAAGCAGUUUAGCUAACAGCUAUGCUAACAUGCAUAAACUGAUGCUAGGAACUUGUGCUUAGUUUGGUGGCCAGCUAACCAGGUAGCAAUGGGUCCAGAUUUAUAACAGUCUGGUUUUAACAUAGUUUAGCAGAUCUAAACAUGGAGGAACAAAAUUGUAAAUAAUCCUGUUAUGUGCUGUUCAAGCUAGUUUUAUAUCGCAGGAAUAAUGACCGACACCUGUGCAGAACCAGCUAGAGCCAUAAAGGCCAUUGACAGGCACUCAGUGCAUCAGAUCUGCUCAGGACAGGUUGUUCUGAGUUUGGCCACAGCUGUGAAAGAACUGGUAGAAAACAGUGUUGACGCUGGUGCUACAAAUGUCGAUAUUAGGCUAAAAGACCACGGGACAGAGUUGGUGGAGGUCACAGACAAUGGGAAAGGAGUGGAGGAGGAGAACUUUGAAGGACUGACUUUAAAACACCACACUUCUAAACUGAGAGAAUUUUCGGACUUGAUACAUGUUGAGACUUUUGGCUUCCGUGGUGAAGCUCUUAGCUCACUGUGUGCUCUCAGUGACCUCAGUGUGGUGACCUGUCAUGAUAGUACCAGUGUGGGAACUCGUCUCGUGUAUGACCAUGAUGGUCGUCUGGUUCAGCGUGCUCCCCAACCCAGACAGCAGGGCACAACAGUCAGCCUUCAGCAGCUCUUCUCUACCCUGCCUGUUCGCCAUAAAGAGUUCCAGCGCAACAUCAAAAAGGAAUAUUCUAAAAUGAUCCAUGUUCUGCAGUCAUACUGCAUCAUCUCCACUGGUGUGCGCAUCACAUGCACUAACCAGAUAGGCCAAGGCAAGCGUAACACAGUGUUGUGCACGAGUGGGAGCCAGAGUAUGAGGGACAACAUUGGAGCACUGUUUGGGCCUAAACAGCUCCAGAGUCUUAUUCCCUUUCAACAAAUAUCUCCAACAGACAACAUUAAGGAGGAUUAUGGUUUGAAUGGGGCAGAUCUUCCUAAGGAUCUUUUCACAAUCUCUGGCUAUGUGUCACAAGCUGAUCAUGGCGUGGGACGAAGUGCGACUGACAGGCAGUUCUUCUUUAUAAACAAAAGGCCUUGUGACCCGUCCAAGGUUUCCAAGCUUGUCAAUGAAGUCUAUCACAUGUUUAACCGUCAUCAGUAUCCAUUUGUUGCUCUGAACAUUGCUGUGGCUUCAGAAUGUGUUGAUGUGAAUGUUACACCCGACAAGCGACAGAUAUUCCUGCAAGAGGAGAAGUUCUUACUGGCUAUUUUGAAGAGUUCCCUCAUUUCCAUGUAUGAGACUGGUGUCAACAAGAUCAGCCUCAAUCACACACCACAACUCUCAGGCAGUUUUUUCAGACCUGUUGAUCCUGCUGCUGCUGCAGAAUGUCAAGCUUCUCUGCCAGAAGAUGAUUCUGAGUCUUGUACUCCAAGCCUGACGACUUCCUUCAAUUUAGCUGGACUAAAAGCAGCUUUUUCAAAAGAGCAGACUUUUGGAAUUGGUUCAAAGACAUCUAACACUAAACCUGAUUGCAAUGGCCCAACACAAAAAAAGAUGCAAUCUUUUUUAAAUUUCUCUGAAAAGACUCAUUCCAUGAGAUCAUCUUCAGGACCUUCUUCAAUUGGGGCUAUUAAAAGUGGCAUUUCAUCCCUGAAAGCUUCUUCAUCGAGCCUAAAUAGGUUUAAGCGCAGUUCGGACAUAGACGUUGAUUCAGGCAUCUCGGAGCAAAGCUCCACAACAGAAACUCCAGAGACCCUGUCUGGAAAUAGUGAAUUCAGCUCUCCCGAUUGUGAUUUAUUGGAAGCUAGCAUUAAAACAGAGCCAUGCAGUGAGCCUGUAGAUAAGGUGCUGGAUCAUUUUGAACCUUCUGAACAAGAAAUCGAAUCAGUUGAUAGCCCUGAGAGGAUCUUAAGUCCAGAGGCAAAGAAAUUUAAAUGGGAUGAAAACCUAGCAGAACAUAAACAGGUGCCAUUCUCCAGUGUUGGUCCUUCUUCCUCUUCUUCUUCUGGAGUAUUUGACAGACCUGUGAGUGUGCAGAAGAAAACAUUACAUUUGCAAUUUUCAAUGAAAGAGCUUGCCAAAAGGAUGCAGAGACUGAAAACCCAACAACAAGAUUAUAAUGACCAGGAGCCAAAAUAUAGACGCUUCAGGGCGAAAAUUAACCCUGGUGAAAACCAAAGUGCAGAGGAUGAACUGAAGAAAGAGAUCAGUAAGGACAUGUUCAAGGAGAUGCAGAUUAUUGGUCAAUUCAACCUGGGUUUCAUCAUCACAAAGUUGAGAUCUGACCUCUUUAUGGUUGACCAGCACGCCACAGAUGAGAAGUACAACUUUGAAAUGCUACAGCAGCAUACUGUCCUCAAAGGCCAGAGACUUAUAGCUCCACAGAAUCUCCACCUCCCUGCUGUGAGUGAAACCAUACUGAUUGAAAACCUUGAAAUCUUUAAGAAGAAUGGAUUUGACUUCCUAAUAGAUGAAGAUGCACCAGUUAUGGAGCGAGUCAAGCUGGUCUCUUUACCUACAAGUAAGAACUGGACUUUUGGCCCUAGUGACAUUGAGGAGCUCAUCUUUAUGCUCAGUGACUGUCCUGGAGUCAUGUGUAGGCCUUCUCGUGUUAGGCAGAUGUUUGCUUCUAGAGCAUGCCGCAAAUCAGUAAUGAUUGGCACAGCAUUGAACACUGGUGAAAUGAAGAAGUUGGUGGUCCACAUGGGGGAAAUUGAACAGCCAUGGAACUGUCCUCACGGCAGACCCACCAUGAGGCACCUGGCCAACCUAGACAUCAUUUCACAGGACUAAAGAACAUCAGCCUUUCAAGAUUUCAUUCAGAUGAACAGACCUGUAAUUGUAUAUUAUGUCAUGCAGGACCCUUGUAUCUCUAAAGUGGAAAAUUUAUAGAAGAAAUCAUUUUUUCUGGCAAUUUCAGUAGUAGUAGUCAGUGUAAAACAUUAUGAGGGGGGCAUUUUAUUGGCUUCCGGGAGGAACAUGGUUCCUGUGGGUUUGAGUUUGCACACUAUUUGUGCACUAUUUUCCCAGUUAGGCUUACCAAAUGGCCCCAUCUUUACAGGUCCUGAGUGCAGUUAAUCCCGUACUGCUCAAUUCAUUUUUUUAAUUAAUAUGACGUUAUAUAUAUUUUUAUAUUUUUAAAACACAAAUUGAAGCAUCUUAUGUAAAGACAUUUUGGCUUAUUACAUAGUGGUUGUAUACAUUUCAGCUCUGAGUGUAUUAUUUUUUAUAGAAAAUGUACGUUUUGUUUAUUUUAUCAGUUUUAAAUGUUGUAAGUUAAAUAAAAACACUUUCCAAAUUCA